CGCGCUCCAUUCAAUAAAUCGCGGGAACGCGUGACCCGCGGGAUAGUGCCAUUGUACUGCAUGUUUAGCAUGGUCAGUGAGUGUUAUACGCAAUGUAUAUAAAGUCUAUAACAAUAGACGGCUUCAAGUCUUACGGUCAGCGCACAGAAGUCAAGGGAUUCGAUCCGCUCUUCAACGCAAUCACUGGUCUGAACGGGAGCGGGAAAAGCAACAUCUUGGAUUCGAUAUGUUUUCUUUUAGGAAUUACAAACCUUUCUCAGGUCCGUGCAACCAAUCUGCAAGAGCUUGUGUUCAAAAAUGGCCAGGCCGGGAUAACGAAAGCCACUGUGUCGAUAACGUUCGAUAACAAAGACAAGAAACAGUGUCCCGUCGGUUACGAGCACUACGAUGAGUUCACAAUUACACGACAGGUUGUUGUCGGUGGUCGAAAUAAGUACCUCAUCAACGGCGUCACCGCGAACGCAAAUCGUGUUCAAGACCUCUUUCGUUCAGUUCAACUGAACGUGAAUAACCCUCAUUUCCUCAUUAUGCAGGGAAGGAUUACAAAAGUCCUGAACAUGAAGCCUCCUGAGAUUUUGUCCAUGAUUGAAGAAGCAGCCGGCACUCGCAUGUACGAAAGUAAGAAGCAGACGGCGGAGAAAACGAUAGAAAAGAAAGAUGCCAAAUUGACUGAAAUCAACAGUAUCUUGAGCGAAGAAAUCACUCCCACAUUAGACAGGCUCAAAGCGGAACGGCAAGCCUACAUGGAGUACACUAAGGUAUCUCGCGAGCUUGAGCAUCUCACCAAGCUACACGUAGCGUGGCAAUACGUCCAGACUGAGAAUGUGAGUAAUUGUUCCGAGGGUAAAAUCGAGGAAGUUGACACAAACAUGAGGAAUGCUGAGGAGAGUACGAAAGAGCUUCAAAGGAAUAUUGAAGACAUCUGUAAGCAAAUAAAGGAGAUGGAAAAGAAGGUGGAUGAAGAGACAGGUCAAAAACUCAGUGGCCUGGAGAAAAAUCUGCAAGAAUGCCAACUAGAAGAGACAAAAGUAGUGUCCGAUAUACAGCAUGUAAAGGAUCGCAUCAAGGACGACAACAAGAGUAGAAAGGCUUUGAGCAAGAACAUUGAUGAGGAUAACGCUGCCAUCACAUCAAAGAAGAAGCAAGCCGAGACACUUCAGGCCCAAUUGGCAGACCUGGCAGAAACGAGUAAAAAAGAUACGGAGGCAGUCGCAGCAGCACAGAAGCACUUUCAAGCCGUGAGUGCUGGUCUUUCGAGCAACACCCAAGGAGAAGAGGCAACAAUCGCCGAACAGCUACGAACCGCAAAAAGCAACAUAGCAGAAGCUGAAACGGAAAUGAAGCAAGCUGAAAUGCAGCUUAAGCAUUCGCAAGAUCAGGUUAAGAAGCAGCAGGCUGAAUGCAAGAAAACAGAGUCGGAUUACAAAAAGGAUGAGGCUGCUUGCAAGGAGAUUGAGAAGCGGCUAGGCAACAUGAAGGGCCAGAUUGAGAAGCUCAACUAUGAGGAAGGCAAAGAAGAAAGUCUUCUCACUCAAAAGCGGGGGUUAGAACAGGAGAUUCACGGACUGGGAGAAAAGAUUGACGUCUUUGAGGCGAGAAACCAGCACCUGGCAUUCCAUUACGCGGACCCUGUGCGGAACUUUGAUCGCAGCAAGGUGUUGGGUCUGGUGUGCGACCUGUUCUCGGUGAAAGAUCCCCAGGCAUCCCGCGCUCUUGAGUUGGCUGCAGGCGGAAGGCUCUACAACAUUGUGGUAGACAACGAAGAGACGGGCAAACUUUUGUUGAAAAAUGGGAAGCUCAAACGGCGUGUCACUAUUAUCCCGCUGAACAAGAUUGCUGGUAGAUCAGUGGAACCACAAGUACUGAAGAGAGCACAAAACUUGGUGGGUCAGGACAAGGUAUUCUCCGCCCUCUCCCUCGUAAGCUAUGACCCUGCUGUUGCGGAGGCCAUGAAAUUUGUGUUUGGCACUACCCUCAUUACAACCAACAUGGACGAUGCGCGGGUCGUUGCUUUUGACAACGGGGUCCUUAAAAGGACGGUGUCGUACGACGGCGCGUCUUUCGAUCCUUCGGGUGUCAUUUCUGGAGGUGCCCAGUCGAGGGGCCCGAGCACCCUGGAACAAGUUGCGGCUAUCAGGAAGGACCGCAGCGAUCUGCAAGCGCGUCAGCAGCAGUUAACCAAUGUCAACAGGGAACUAGGAGGGAUUCAAGCAAUAGCGCAGAAGUUCAGUAAAUUGAAGGAAGAGUAUGACUUGAAAGAAACCGAGAUGGCGCAGCUUCGAAGUCGUCUUCAACAGAGCACACAUCACCAGUUGCUACAGCAGUACAACUCUAUUUUACGAACUAUCGACGAGUCAAAAGCCAAAGUGGAAGCAUGUAAGAAGGCAAAACAGGAUGCCACAGCUCGUGCAAAGGAAUUAGAAGCAAAGAUCAAGGACGCCAAGAACAUCCAUGAACGGGAACUCAAAGCUGCUGAGCAACAAAUAGCAUCUUGUAGGAAGAAAGCUGAAGAGUCUGUGAAAAAAUCAAACCAGAAGAAAGAGGAAGUGGAAGGCUUACGUCUGGAGGUGCAAGAACUAGAAAAGGGACUCGAAUCCUACAAUGAACAGAUUGCUGCUCAUGAUGCCAUGAUUCAGAAGUGUGAGAAGCAACUGUCAGACCUUCAAGAGAGCUUGACAGCCAUCAAGGCUAAGGUGACAGACGCAACAAAUGCGGUGAAAGGGCAGAAAGAAAAGCUGAAAGAAGCGUCCAAGCAAAUCAGAGACAAGAAUGUGGAGAAGGAGGGACUGCAGAAGAAAGUUAAUAAGCUGAAGUUGAACAUUCAGCAGUGGGAACACGAUCUCGCCAAGAUACGUAAGGAGUCGAAUGAUGCUCAAGAAAAGCUGCGUAACCUUCUUCACCACUACCCCUGGAUCGACUCAGAAAAACAGUACUUUGGCAAACCCAACACAGAGUACGACUUUAAAGCCAACAACCCCAGCGAGGUCGGCAGACGAAUUCAGUGCCUCAAGGACGCGAAGGAGAAACUUGGCCAGAAUGUGAACAAGCGGGUUCAAAACAUGUUGCUGAAGGCCGAGGAGCAGUACCAAGACCUGAUGCAGAAGAAAAGGAUCGUCAUGAAUGACAAGGCAAAGAUAUCCGAUGUUAUCAAGGAACUCGACGAAAUGAAGAACCAAGUACUCCAGGAGGCAUGGAAGAAAGUCAACGAGGACUUCGGGUCCAUCUUCAGCACUUUGCUCCCUGGCACGAGCGCAAAGUUGGUGCCACCUGAGGGUAUGACUGUGCUGGAUGGGCUAGAGGUGAAGGUUGCAUUCGGAAACGUGUGGAAAGAGUCACUUACGGAGCUCAGCGGAGGACAGAGGUCUCUGGUUGCGCUGUCCCUGAUUUUGUCAUUGCUGCUUUUUAAGCCAGCGCCUAUCUACAUCCUCGACGAAGUAGACGCAGCCCUCGAUCUCUCUCACACGCAGAACAUUGGCCAGAUGCUGCGUACACAUUUCAAGCACUCUCAGUUCAUAGUGGUGUCCUUGAAAGAAGGCAUGUUCAACAAUGCAAAUGUUCUUUUCAAGACCAAAUUUGUGGAUGGCAUGUCGACAGUGACACGCUUUGCUCAGAGACAGUGAAGUGUGGACAACUGAUGUCCGAUUUGUGAGGGUGCACUGUGUAUUAUUCUUUCGUGAUCAUUCGGUUAAUUUUGCUUUUAAUGCAAGCAUGUAUGCUACUUAGUUUCAUCACCAAGUUUGAGUCUGUACUAUAAUUUUUAGUAUUUACAAUUUUAUGCAUUUCCUCUGUAUUCUGUUCAUAAUCAUAUUAAAUAAGUAUUCUCCAAC
Messenger RNA from Ornithodoros turicata, 3827 nucleotides. It is a transcript of the gene SMC2, whose product is annotated as structural maintenance of chromosomes protein 2-like. Bases 93 to 3620 code for a protein of 1175 amino acids. The transcript is spliced from 23 exons. Gene Ontology annotation, cellular component: chromosome. Gene Ontology annotation, biological process: chromosome organization. Lineage: Eukaryota; Metazoa; Arthropoda; Arachnida; Ixodida; Argasidae. The record is from RefSeq and is a predicted model, not a curated record. Gene Ontology annotation, molecular function: ATP binding; ATP hydrolysis activity; protein binding.